GCUCCGGCUCUCCCGCCGCUCCUCUCUGCGGCUGCCGCGCGCCUCGCCCCGGGCGGCCCAGCGCGCUCCUCGGACGCCGAGAUGAAGGUGCUGGGACACAGGCUCCAACUGCUGACAGGGCUUCUGCUCCACGACGUGACCAUGGCCGGGCUGCAGGAGCUGCGAUUCCCUGAGGAGAAGCCCCUGCUUCGGGGCCAGGAUGUGACAGAGCUGGACAACCCUGACACCUUCCUCUCAGUUGUGGACACAGACUGGAAGGAACAUGACAUCGAGACGCCUUAUGGCCUUCUGCAUGUGGUAAUCCGGGGCUCUCCUAAAGGGAACCGCCCAGCCAUCCUCACCUACCAUGAUGUGGGCCUCAACCACAAGCUGUGCUUCAACACCUUCUUCAACUUUGAGGACAUGCAGGAGAUCACCAAACACUUUGUGGUGUGCCAUGUGGAUGCCCCUGGGCAGCAGGUGGGGGCGUCACAGUUCCCUCAGGGGUACCAGUUCCCUUCCAUGGAGCAGCUGGCUGCCAUGCUCCCAAGUGUGGUACAGCAUUUUGGGUUCAAGUACGUGAUUGGCAUUGGAGUGGGAGCUGGAGCCUAUGUGCUGGCCAAGUUUGCGCUCAUUUUCCCUGACUUGGUGGAGGGGCUGGUGUUGAUGAACAUUGACCCCAACGGCAAAGGCUGGAUCGACUGGGCCGCCACCAAGCUCUCUGGCUUGACCAGCACUUUACCAGAUACGGUACUCUCCCAUCUCUUCAGCCAGGAGGAGCUGGUGAGCAAUACAGAACUGGUGCAGAGCUACCGGCAACAGAUCUCGAACGUGGUGAACCAGGCCAACCUGCAGCUCUUCUGGAACAUGUACAACAGCCGCAGAGACCUUGACAUUAACCGGCCUGGGACCGUGCCCAAUGCCAAGACGCUCCGUUGCCCCGUGAUGCUGGUAGUCGGAGAUAAUGCACCUGCUGAGGACGGGGUGGUUGAGUGCAACUCCAAACUGGACCCAACCACCACAACCUUCCUGAAGAUGGCAGAUUCUGGUGGCCUUCCUCAGGUGACACAGCCAGGGAAGCUGACUGAGGCCUUCAAAUACUUCCUACAAGGCAUGGGCUACAUUGCACACUUGAAGGACCGAAGGCUGAGUGGUGGAGCAGUGCCCUCAGCCAGCAUGACCCGCCUUGCGCGCUCACGCACGGCAUCCCUCACCAGCGCCAGCUCUGUGGAUGGCAGCCGCCCGCAGCCCUGCACCCACUCAGAGAGCAGUGAGGGGAUGGGCCAGGUCAACCACACCAUGGAGGUAUCCUGCUGAAGCCCUCGUCCUGCCCAAGACGCCUGCUUACCUGCCCCCAGGUCCCACUGCCAUCUCCGCACCGGCUCAUCUUCCGUUUUGUUUAUUUUUUUGAGAGUGAAGUGGAGGCAACAGGGUUACUUCUCUUUUCUUUAAAGAUUGAAGGGGUCCACCUUAGUACAGCAGAACAGUCUUGGAUGGUGUGAGGGGCCCGCCUCAUCCACUCGCAUUUCACUCAACGUGUUCACUAGUCGAUAUGGCCCCUCUCAUAUGCUCACCGUGGCCCUGGGGUGGGGCCAGAAUAGAGGACACAGGAUUGAAGAAAGAAUAUGGCCCGCCCCCUGGGGCUGGCAGAUGUGAAGACGGCGUGGGGUUUCAAGAUGGUGGGUGCUGUGCUUAGGCUCCGACGUGAGAGGGAGUCAGACCAGUGGGGAGCCCUGCACCUCAGAGGGUCCCCUUCCUUUGAACCCUUGCACCUAGCACACCUAUUCUGAUAGUAGAGGCCACAGUCGUAAGGAUGAAAGCCACGAGAGGGCGCUCUAACAGCCAGCCAUUUUCCUGGGGCUCUCUGGGCAGGACAGGUAAAGGUUAGCCAGGCAGAGCGACGGAGGCAGCAUAUGGAGAGCCCUGAGGGCAGGAACCCCGUACUCCACCACCCCAGGCCCAGGUCCCACCCUGAGGCAAAGGUCACUUGGUCUCCUGCCCCUGGUGGCAGAGGGAAAAGGUUAAGAUUGCUUUGUGUGCUGUGUGUAGCCCCUGAGAACUUCAUGAUCCCUUUGGCACUUGAAGGUACUUGAGUCCUGUUGCCCCCGAUUCCACCACGCAUGUUUGUGACAGUGCCCUGGUCAGCUUGGGCCAGUGUGACACAGACAUCACUGGAGAAGUGAGCUUGUUAGAGAGGUCUGGUCCAAGACAGACAACCAUGCACAACUUCUGCCUGCUGGAGGGGCUGGAGCUUGCUUGGUCCUGGGGUGGGAGAUGGGCAGGUCCUUAGUGAACAAAGGUGUAGUGGCCAAAGGCUCUUGAUGCACCCUAGCCCUCUGGAGCACACAGCUAAGGGGUCUUCCCGCCCUCCAUCUCACCAGGUAGACUCGCAGCCCAGAAACCAGAGCUACUGUUUCAGCCUGGUCACUGGUUUCACACAUUGUCACCCCCAAACGGGGAAUAAAGCACUAAAACAAAGAGAAGAGCUGUGUGUGUGGGGGGGAGGGUGUUACGGUGUGGGUGUUCUGCCCUGAGGACACCUACACCCCUGUAUCUGUGCCACCCCCUCUGUAACUGUAAGCCAUUUCUAGACUGCUCAGUCCAGUGGAGUGUAUUCUGUCCACAGUUCUGUUCACUCACGUGCUUCCGUGAACACUGAAUGUGACUGUUUAAAGCUGGUAGAAUUAAUCCCUCACUGUAGAUAGCACUUCAAGUAUUGGACAUCUUUUUGCUGUGUUAAGAUAUCUAUAAAUACCUAUAAUUAUAUAUAUAUAUAUAUGUAUAUCAGGUCCUCCUGUGUGUGGUUUCCCAAUUGGUGGUUGUCUCCUCUUGAUCAAGGGGAACUUUCAGUGGAGUUCACUACUUUCCUCUCUGUACAAAAUUAAGAGCCUAAUUUUGUGUAUUCCAGUGGCCGAUAAGAGACAAAAUGUAAAACAAAAACCCUUGAUGUGGAAAGUUAACUGUGCAGAAAAACUAAUAAAGAACUAAAGACUAAA
Molecule: messenger RNA, 2975 nt
Organism: Onychomys torridus (southern grasshopper mouse)
Lineage: Eukaryota; Metazoa; Chordata; Mammalia; Rodentia; Cricetidae
Gene: Ndrg4
Product: NDRG family member 4
Exons: 17
Coding region: 82-1296 (404 amino acids)
Biological process (GO): brain development; signal transduction; positive regulation of ERK1 and ERK2 cascade
Cellular component (GO): cytoplasm
Source: RefSeq, a predicted model, not a curated record